Pocillopora verrucosa is the source of this 1879-nucleotide messenger RNA. The record is from RefSeq and is a predicted model, not a curated record. Lineage: Eukaryota; Metazoa; Cnidaria; Anthozoa; Scleractinia; Pocilloporidae.
GUAAGCGCGCAGCCUUGAUAUAUAAAGAGGGAAAUGGCUACAUCGUUGCUUUCAUACUGAUCGUAUACAUCUCGAUCGUGGCAAGUCUUCGACAUUUUACAACCUUAUAAUAUUUUAGUAUCGGUUUGGAGUAGCUUGAUUCCCUUAACGUGGUAUUAGUUUGCGAUGGCGAAGAGAAAUAGAAACUUGGUUUCGAGCAUCAUGGCAUCCCAAGUCUCUGGAAAAUGCAUUAGAACAAACAUGCUUCCUAAAGAUUUCAUAGAAGAUGUGGAUCGCCGUUUGAAUUUUAAGGAGAUACCUGUUAUUUUGGCGAAAUUAGAACGACAUAGCAGUCUCCAGAGGUUUAAUUUCUCGAAGUGUAUGAGAUACAUAGAGGAACUUUCACACUUCUUCACGGAGACGAUGAGUGUAUCAGAGAUGUUUUACAGCGAAAACGAACUUCCAGUUUAUACGAAGGAGAGAGCUCGAAUUGGUCAAGUUUUAAAUUUAUUCGGUGGAGUGGAGAUUGUGGUGCAAAUCCUUUUUUAUCCUGUUACUUAUGGCUUCAAGCUUUGCAAGUUGAAACCAUCAAGACUGCAGCAAACAGAAUUGUACCUAGGAUGUCUUGAUUUCAUCCAUAACAUUUGUCUAGUGGUUGAUGGAGUUGCUGUUAAUUUAGCAAAGAGAAAUGAAUUGAUUAGUCAUUUGUUCACUCUCCUGGAACAAAAGAAAACCUUUUCCCGUGCCUUGGUAGUAUUAGAAGAUCUUUUUGGUUCCAGAAAAGAAAUUAUCGAUUUAGACAGGAUUGUAAAUAUGAGAAAACUGAUAAACAUCUUAGAUCAGAAACAACUGGGGAACUUUUGUCGUGUUUUGUCAUUUACCUUGUCAGAUUUGGAAUCUGUAGAGGAGAGAAGUACAUUGCUUGCCCAGGAUGAAGUUGACAGAAAGGGAAUGUCACAGAAGGAUGUUGCAGAUAACAAUCAAGCAACACUCAUAGGUUUAAAGGAAUUUCUUCCAAGGAUAGUGAGAUUAGCAUGUCAGCCAAUGGUAGAGAGAUCUUCCCAUUUCCUGGAUAUGGUGGAUUUCCAAACAUUCUUACAAGAUGUCUUUAUGUCAGAAGGGCUUGAUUUAGAAUCAGAUGAGCAUGAAUCAUUAGGGCAUAGAACACUACGAUCUUCCUUUAGCCAUAUACAAGGUCACAUACAUGAGGUUACUGUCUUCUUAAACACAGAAACUCUUACAAUCAAGACGUUAGAGGAAAAAAUACUAAAGGAGAGGUUUGGUAUGGUGGCACCUGAUGUCGAGAUCGACGAUGGAAAAGGCAGCAUAUUAAUAUCCAGUGAGGAGGGUGAAACUGACGAAAAUUUACCGAAGACGUUAAGGGAAUUCCAUGUGGGUAACAGUGCGAGGUUGAAGGCGGAUGAUUUCCUUCAAAGUUACCAGCUUAUUCUUAACGUUGUACAUAGAGAUAAUUUAGAAGACGAUGUAGAAUUUGAAGUAGAAGGUGAUUUACCAGCACCCAAACCAGACAGUCCUGAACCGGGUCCUUCGACAGCAUCAGAAGACAGACAGAAUCAACCAGCAGAUGGUGAUAAAGAGGAAGUGAUGGUUGUAGAUGAACCAGCUCCCUCGCGGAAGAGGAAAGCCGAUGAGUCAGAAUUGGAGGCUAGAGAGCAGCAAGACUCAAAGAGUUCAAAGCGAGCAAGACUUUCUCACGCACCGGCGGAUGAAAAUGAUGACGACAUCAUUGUUCUUUGAGCCGUAAGGACAACUUCAUCCGAUAUCUUCCGAUAUUUUCCUUCUUCCAAAAAAGUUGUGCUUACGGAAUCAACGGAGUUUACCUCAAGAUAUUUUUAAUCAUCUGUUGCGCCGCGCAUGACCAUCUUCAACUUGAAAGUUG